CCUGCUUCCCAUCCCCGCGGAAAAAAAAACCUAGCUCUCUUCUUCUUCCUCACAGCAAAAAAGAAUGCCGCCAAAGUUCGAUCCAUCGCAGGUUGUCGAAGUGUAUGUCCGAGUAACAGGUGGCGAGGUAGGAGCAGCAUCAUCAUUGGCUCCAAAAAUAGGACCAUUAGGUCUAUCCCCUAAGAAAAUAGGUGAAGACAUUGCUAAAGAAACCUCUAAAGACUGGAAAGGCUUACGUGUCACCGUUAAGCUAACUGUCCAAAACCGUCAAGCUAAAGUAUCAGUUGUACCUUCAGCAGCAGCACUUGUAAUAAAGGCAUUGAAAGAACCUGAAAGAGAUAGGAAGAAAACAAAGAAUAUAAAACAUAAUGGGAAUAUAUCACUUGAUGAUGUUAUUGAGAUUGCUAAGGUUAUGGCUAUUAGAUCUAUGGCUAAGGAAUUGAGUGGUACUGUUAAGGAGAUAUUGGGUACGUGUGUCAGUGUUGGUUGUACUGUUGAUGGUAAAGAUCCUAAGGAUUUGCAACAAGAGAUCUCUGAUGGUGACGUGGAAAUUCCUGAGAAUUAAAUAGAAGGUUAAAUUCGGAAUUUUUGGCGAUAUAGUAGUUUGAUAAUUUGAAUUACACUGGGCGGGCAUGUUGUUGUUGCUGUUAUUGAUUGGUAGCACAAGUUAUAAAUAGUUUAAAAAUGCUGAAUAGCCUAUGUUUUCAGUGAUGAUAUGAACAUGCAAUUUGCCCUUUUCCCGAGGUUUAAAAAUUUGAAUCUUGCAAAUGUGAGCGAA
Lycium barbarum (goji berry) is the source of this 778-nucleotide messenger RNA. RefSeq names its product large ribosomal subunit protein uL11-like. Gene Ontology annotation, cellular component: ribosome; cytosolic large ribosomal subunit. The record is from RefSeq and is a predicted model, not a curated record. Gene Ontology annotation, biological process: translation. Lineage: Eukaryota; Viridiplantae; Streptophyta; Magnoliopsida; Solanales; Solanaceae. Bases 65 to 565 code for a protein of 166 amino acids. Gene Ontology annotation, molecular function: large ribosomal subunit rRNA binding; structural constituent of ribosome. The transcript has a single exon.